Molecule: messenger RNA, 1073 nt
Organism: Ruditapes philippinarum (Manila clam)
Lineage: Eukaryota; Metazoa; Mollusca; Bivalvia; Venerida; Veneridae
Product: protein GVQW3-like
Exons: 2
Coding region: 172-540 (122 amino acids)
Source: RefSeq, a predicted model, not a curated record
AUAAGUUGUCUUUACUUUCGUAUAUCUUGCGAUUUACGAUUGGCGCGACGUCGUAAACAUAUGCAGUGACGUCAUAUGAACGUUCGUUUGAAAUUUUGACGUCAUAGCUGUUUCUGUUAUUGUUUACCAGCGGACAACUGAGAACCGUUGCUCUUGGAUAUUUAACAAAAAAUGACGUCCACGGAUUACGCGGACCAUCGGAAUAUCAUCAAGUUUUGUGUUAAUCUUGGGAAGACGCCAACACAGACGCAGGAAAUGUUGGAGACUGCAAAAGUGAGACCUCCUUUUUGUCGAUCACUCGUUUUCAAGUGGCAUAAGCGUUUUCGAGACGGCCGAGAGGACAUUGAAGACGACAAGGGUCGUGGGAGCAAGUCAACGUUGACUGAGGCGUCAAUUAAGGAAGUCAAGGACGUCAUAGAUCGGGACAGGCGUUACACCAAGGUCAAUGCUGAGUACUAUUCAAGGGGCGGUGUACGACCAGUUGAUAUAUCGCACCAUAGGUGUAUUGAGUUUGGCGGCGACUAUGUUGAGAAAAACUGACAUUCGAUGCCACGCAUUUAUUAACAACUAGCGACACCACCGGAAUGACGUAACGUCGGAAUGGACUGCCCCGCACCCGCUACCCCUUGUCGCAUUACCCUGCCCACAUACACUGAUCCAGUUGCCGGACAACUUUGACAUUUUUUGUACUAAUGCAAUAAAGUUGCAUUUUGUUCAUGUUAAUUUUGUUUGUUUUUAUUUUCAGUAGUUUUUAAGUAACAGCAAAAGUCCACGUAAUUCUGGGACACCCCUCGUAUUUGUUUAAUUCAUAAACAGUAUAUAGGUAAGGGAAGAUGAUUGUAUUGUUGCUAAAGGAAUGUGUUAAAGGGUACAAGAAUCUUAAUGUUGUUAGUGAAGAUAAUUGUGUUGCUGCAAAAGGAAUGUUAAAGGGGAAGAGGCACUAGGUGGUCAAUAUUUUAAGUGGAGAUAAUUAUGUUGUUAGAUACAUGUCCUUGAGGAUUUUGAAAAAGGUCGAUAUGACGUUUCUUGUAUCAUACUGGUCAAGGGAAGAAAAGUGUGUCACAAAACAAAGA